Cinara cedri is the source of this 435-nucleotide messenger RNA. The record is from the annotation of a GenBank genome assembly. Lineage: Eukaryota; Metazoa; Arthropoda; Insecta; Hemiptera; Aphididae.
AUGUAUUUUACGUCCGCCGCAUCCAAAGACGCGCGUGUUCCGGAACGUUCCGGAAAGCACGGCGACGGACACUGGGGAAAUAAAUUCCGCGAAACGACGCGAUCAGAAAGUACAGUGCAAUCACAAAAAUCAGGAAUCCAGAACGUGACUGGUCUUCCGGACGUGCCGACGACGUCAAUAACGCCGAAUAAGGAAAACCAUAUUACAGAACGCGACUGCGAAUGCCCGUCCCGGUACCCUAGUAAAUUAUCAUCCGUUUUCCGGAAACCUUCGCCGUUUCGAUUAUACUUUGCUCUACUCUGCGGUUUUGUCUUCUGGAUAUCUAACGAUCCGGCCAAUAAUAGUUUUCCGAAAGUUGAAUACGGCUCGUCGCACGGUCAGACCCGCUCGCGAUUAUACAUAGUUGCUGCCAUCGCCCAGUACGGAAUAUCAUAA